Molecule: messenger RNA, 7090 nt
Organism: Oryzias latipes (Japanese medaka)
Lineage: Eukaryota; Metazoa; Chordata; Actinopteri; Beloniformes; Adrianichthyidae
Product: synaptotagmin-2
Biological process (GO): calcium ion-regulated exocytosis of neurotransmitter; synaptic vesicle endocytosis
Cellular component (GO): synaptic vesicle membrane; plasma membrane; exocytic vesicle
Molecular function (GO): calcium-dependent phospholipid binding; phosphatidylserine binding; clathrin binding
Source: RefSeq, a predicted model, not a curated record
AUGUUAUUGAAGAACAGUUCAGCCAAUAAGGAGGCAGCUCAUGCAAAGAUAGCCAGAAAGAGCAGCAGAGGCGAGUGGGCAAGAGCAGGAAAAACUGCAGUGUGGAUAGUUUCCUUCCCUCCCUGUAGCAGAUCUCUUAUCAGUUUCUGCACGCUUGUGUUGGGGGAGCAUUUGAAUGGGGGGAUCUCUGUGAGUGUGUCUUGUAAAGUGUCUCAACUGAAAAAAAGGAAGAUAGUGUCCAGGAGAGCAUCCUGCACAAAAAGUUGACUGCGCUUGCAGCCUAAAUGAAGAAGUUUAACGUGCUGAAGCCUCAGACGGCACCGAUGGUUGCUGCCAAGCCAACUGGGGCCGGUGACUCCAGCGCGACUCCAGCCCCUGUUGCAGUCGUCUCCAACGACAAUUCCACCGAACCAGUCAACAAGAACGAUGCCUUCGACGAGAUCAAAAACAAGUUCCUGAACGAAAUAGACAAAAUACCACUGCCAUCGUGGGCCAUCAUCGCCAUUGCUGUGGUCGCCGCUUUACUUAUUCUAACAUGUUGCUUCUGCAUCAUCAAAAAAUGCUGCUGCAAGAAGAAGAAGAACAAGAAGGGCAAGAAGGGGAAGGGGGAAAUGGGAAUGAAGAACCUUAAAGGAGGCGAGAACCAAAAGGAUGAUGAUGAUGAAGAAGAGGACAUGGAACCCGGAAUAACAGGGGACGAGAAAGAGGAAGAAGUGAAGGAAAAGGAGAAGCUCGGGAAGCUGCAGUACUCCAUCGAUUAUGACUUCCAGGAGAACAAGCUGACCGUGGGGAUUCUCCAAGCAGCUGAUCUGCUGUCCAUGGACAGCGGGGGCACGUCAGACCCUUAUGUGAAGGUCUUUGUCCUCCCUGACAAGAAGAAGAAGUUUGACACAAAAGUUCACAAGAAAACACUCAAUCCUGUCUUUAACGAGACCUUCACUUUCAAGAUACCUUUCCAAGAGAUGGGAGGAAAGACUCUGGUAAUGUCUGUCUAUGACUUCGAUCGUUUCUCCAAACAUGACGUCAUUGGAGAAAUUAAGAUUCCUAUGAACACCCUUGACCUGGCAAAACCAAUCGAAGAAUGGAGGGACCUGGACAGCGCAGACCAAGAGGAGCCUGAGAAGCUGGGUGACAUUUGCAUCUCCCUGCGCUACGUCCCAACUGCAGGCAAACUCACCAUCUGCAUUCUAGAGGCAAAGAACCUGAAGAAAAUGGACGUAGGUGGAUUGUCAGAUCCCUAUGUGAAAAUCAACCUGCUGCAGAAUGGAAAGAGGCUAAAGAAGAAGAAGACGACAGUGAAGAAGAACACUUUGAAUCCCUACUACAAUGAAUCCUUCAGCUUUGAGAUUCCUCUUGAGCAAAUGCAGAAAAUCCAAGCUGUGAUCACAGUGUUGGAUUAUGACAAGAUUGGCAAAAACGACGCCAUCGGGAAGAUUUGGGUGGGAAGCAAAUCCACGGGAGCUGGGCUCAAACACUGGUCUGACAUGCUGGCCAACCCCCGCCGUCCCAUCGCCCAGUGGCAUCCACUGCAGCCAGAGGAGGAGGUGGAUGCCUCCCUCGCAGCCCUAAAUGCCAAGAAGUAAACCUCCACCGUCUCCACACCUACCUACACUUGCAUUUCCCAUCAUUUUCCAGAGCUCCACGUAACACUCCAGAAGAGCACCCACGUCUACCCUGAUCCCCAUCCUACUCGACCACUGCCACCUCUCAAAAGCUCCAUGAAAACCAUCUGACGAUGAUGGGAAAUGUAAUCCCCCCCCCCAAAAAAAAAUCAUAAUCUAUUAUAUCAUGUCACUGAGAAAAGAAGACAAGUCAAAGGACGGAUGAAUACUUUAGUUAAUUUCCUUCAGAUCUAUUUUUGUAUAGUCAUUGUGGUUCCAUUGAAAAGAAUACAAAGUAGACUACGAAGAACAGUAGGGGUGCUACAUGCAAAUCUAAUAAUAGAACGGAGAAAACAUACACUCACUGUACUUUUCACCCUUUUCCCUUUAGUGACACAGUUUGCUUAGAAUAGUGCUUAAAUGCUUUAUACUGCCAUAUAAUAGAGAAAUAACACAAGCAGGUCCAUUCCAUAGGUGUUUAAUGCACCAUAGCCCACGCCUGCCAGUUAACACAUUAAAGAAUUCUGUUAGUUUAAAGUACAUUCCUAGAGUUGGGUAGCGAUGUAGGAGCAGGCACAUAUCCAGUUACCCACAAACACACUGCCUUUGUGAUUAGUUGACCUUCAACCCAUCGUCUCAGGAAAACUGAGAGGAAAUUGAAACUUCAUGCCUUUUGUUCCAAAACGGGUUGUUAUUAUUCAAAAACACAGGAUGAGAAGGAAGUGUUUCCGAAGGCCUGCUGAUUUGCGCCAGUUAAUCCAUGAAGCGACGGGCAGAGGGAGGCAAUAAUAAAUUUCCAGUAUGGGAGCUGUUUGUGCUUUUAAGAAUACAAACAACAGAGAAAAGAAAAAAAGAUUUAAAAAAAGGUGUGGAAAUGUCAGGGCGAUUCCAACGACCACUGACAUGGUAUUUACAAGGUGUCGAUUACUGGCUGCAGUCUGCCAUCCCCCGCCCCCCUUUCCCAACACCUAAGAUUCUGUAUGUCACUUGUUCAGUGCUACUGCCAUUGGAUCAUGGACUUGACACAAGGGUUUUACUCUAAAGGAAUCCCUAUAACCGUCUUACAGUCAUAAAGGAGACAAGCCUUCCAAGUAACAAGAUAAGCAAUUCUCAACUACCAGGGACGCCUUCCAGUUAGCCGUGUUGUUCGCUUCAUUUCUUUCUCUUUUUGUUUAUCUUAUGGCACUUUAAAUAUUUUGUGUGCUCAGAAAUCAGAGCUUUAAUUAUUUGUUGAGAAUAAGUGCUGUUUUCUUGGAAAUGAUGUUUUUAAAACGAGAUUCCCCUUGCUUCGCUUCUGCUUUCUUUGUCCUCAACUCCAAUUCAUUGGUUUGAAUUUCUCACCUGAUCAGAAGGAUACGGCCCGGAAGAAAGCACUGAUCCGUGUGUGUUUUAUACACAGCUUACCAAACUGUUGAACAUAAUUGCACUACUGGGUUUUUUUCUUUUUUAAAAUUUUUUUUUUUUUCCUGUUUUACAAUUUGAUGCUGUUUCUUGUUCUGUGUUGUGUUUUAUUUGCCAUGUAGUGUUGUGGAAUGGAAAUGUUUUUCUGUGGCACAUGCAGACAAGUCUCUCCCGGGAUUGAGACACAUUUCAAUCGAGCACUUCUCCCUGGAAUCUUCACAGAAUGGAUCAGGUUCAGUAUAAAGAGCCAAAGACGCAAAAAAAAAAAAAAAAAAACAAUGUUAUCAUUUAAUACUGUACACUUUCAUCCAAAUUUAAAGGCAAAAAUUCCAACAAACAGGGGUUACAUUAAGAGCACAAUAAAAGUCCAGCUCCCUUUAAAGGCUAAAGUACAGCAAGGCCCUCCAUUCAUUUCCAUUUGACUUUCUACUGUCUAAAAUUUCAUAUAGUGUUGGAAGUCUUGUUACUGUGCACCCCAGCUCAUUUCUAACCUUAAAUAUUGAUAUUGCCUGGUAUUUUUUUUUGCAGCACCUAAAAAUUCGGGUAAAUUUUUUAAAUAGGUAGCACUUUUUUGCAACUAUAGCAUAUCAGGAUACAUGUUAGCAGCAGGAUUUGAAAUUCUCUCUUUUUUUCUGAAAAACGAAGUCAAAAUAAACACGGGUCUGUUUUUGGCUCUCUAUAAUUGUGAUAUAACAUUCUGAUGGAGAAGAAUUUUGAGUAAAAACAACAUCCAGAAAAAUAUUGUUUGACUAAAGCUGAGCAGCCCGGAAUAGACUUAUGACACCUUUAAUGUCUCAUAUGCUUUUGUUAGGACCCAAGUGUGCUUCCUUGCUGGUUAAGCUGUUUAUUAAAACUGAAAACAAACUAAAAAUAUAUGCUUAUUGGAAGCAUAUAGAGCAGCGUCUACCAGUGAGGUGUGUCAUGUAAAGCUGCAUAACCUUUUAUGCAUCUUUUCUAUUUUAAUAAAAAAAAAAUGCUGGCUUUUUAAACCACAUAUUUUUAGCAGUUCAAUUCAGUUUCCACCUUUACAUCACUUUUUUUCCUUCUCUUUUUGAAGAAGCAACACUAACGGAAAAGCAACAUGGAAGCAAUCAAGCAGCCCAUUGUGUAGUUUUGCUUAUAUACAUAGCUCCUACUUGUUGAUACUGCAUGUUUAUACAAAAUACUGUACAUAAGAGCAUGUUUUAGAGAUGAAGCAAAAAUAUAUCGUGUACGUAAAUGAUCGUAAUUUGCCAUUUUAAUAACACCAAGAAGGGAAAAAAAUGCACUGUAUAUUUUCUAAAUAGAACAAAGUGUGAAUUUAUUUUCCAUGAGGGUCAUUGGAGAGAAUGUCGUGCAAAUAAUAGAAUAACUGCUACUAAUAAGAACCUUUCCAUGCCUGAAAUUCUUAAGCAAGUGUGUUGUCCAGUGCUGUGUGUGAGUUCAUGUAGAAUGACGAUGUAGCCGCAUGCUUGCUAUUUAAAUUUGCUGUGCUCCAAAACUUUAUUUGAGAACAUAUAUUCGCAUUUUUUUUCUCCCAAAUACUUUUUAAUGAUCAGUGUUGGAUUAGUUUCCUUUUGGUAACAAAAAAACAAAAUUAUGUUUUUAUUUUUUAAUAGUCAAGACAGAGUCCAAGUGUUGAAUGUUUUCAAAUGGCAGUUUAAACUGUUUAUCGGAAAAAAUAUUCAAUCUCUAAAUGGAGGGGGAUCUGCUUCUGCCACCACUGAUCAGGAAUCCAGUCGGAUACAUUAGCUGCUGCUCCAAGGCCCCAAUUAAAAAAUAUUCUAUUUAAAUGAAAAGAAAUAACGUUGAAAAAUCAACUUUUUUCUCUUUUUAUUCAAAGUAUAUUUUUCUUUGUGUUUGGCCGACCUGAAAAAUAUGACAGCUGCGUCUCUCUUUUACUCUGUUUAUUAUAUAAAGUGUAUAUGUAAAAAAAAAUAUAAGACAAACCUAAAAGCCAUAACACUCAAGCACUAACUCUUUAGAGCUCAGCUGAAUAGCUAGAAUUUAUUUAUGAAGAAAAAAAUAAAAAUGUCUUUUGUUUUCUGUGGCCAAUGUUAAACAUUUCUUAUUUUUUAGAGAUCUUUGUUCAUCAAGAGGGCAAAAUUCAUUCUACUGUAAAUGAGAACUGUUGUGAGUGAAUGUGUCUUUUUCUACUUUUAAAGAUCCGAUGUCCUUGUUUCAUAGAGGUAGCCGAUUUUACUGUAUUGUGAUUAGUAAUGCAUACUCCUUGUUUUAUCAGUAUACAUAAUAUAUAUGAUAAUAAAAUAGGAUCUCAGUAUUAAUAAUAUCACUAUAAAUAUUAGAGUGCAUUCUAUUCUUGGGCUGACUGCAAUUUAUAAACCAAACUGGGUCACUCUUCUAGUUUCUGUUCUUUUUGCAGAAGAAUAUACACGUACAAUCAAAAAAAAAAAAAAAACAAGAAAAGAAAAGAAACCUCUGCAGGUGGUUUGGAGUUCAUUUGGAAAUUUUAUUUCCUUUAAUUUUAUUUUUUUGCACACUGCCCAAGCACCGUCAACUUAUAAUUUAUCAGAGAAUAGAGGUACAGUGCAACCCUUCCAUAGGACUAUGCAUAUAAUUAUGACUACAGACUCAUUCCAAAAUCAUUUGAAGACAUUUGAAGACAUACACAGAUACUGCCUGUGUUGCAUAUAUAUAUGUAUAUACAUAUAUAAAAGAAAUGGCUUUGAAAUUAUGGAAAUCUUGCCUUCUUGCCAGGGGUUAUGUAUGCAGACAUCCAUACACAAUUACCGUAAUAGCUAAAAAUAAUUGAUGCCAUACUAUAUUUGAUUUCAUAUUCCUCAGCAGAGUCCUUUUCCUCCGUUUGCACUACGCUUUAUUUUAAAGAUAAAAAUAUUAGUGCUACUUUGAUAAUUUUAAUUUUCAAAAUGUGCCUGGAAAGGCCUUAUUAUUUUUAUGAAAUUAAUUUCCCUUUCUUUUCUUAUUCUCUUGGCAACAAAUGCUUUAAAAAACAUGUAUUAAGAAAUAUUUUGCUAUUACUAUUUCAUUUCACUGUCAAAAAAAACCAUCAGUCGUUAUCAUAGGAAGUACAUGAUUACAAAGACGGAUUCUGUUUUGGUGUCCUAGUGAAUGAACUUAAAUUGAAGAAAAACUUUUUAAGCAUUGUCUACUUUUAAUAUUGUGCAUUUAUUGUUGGCCAAAGCUCUAUUGUUUAAUUUACAAGCCCUCCUUUAGCUAAUUUGUGAUAUAGCUGGCCACAUUCAUUGGUGUAUUUUGCAAAGUAGCAUUGUUGUGCCAAAAUAAUUUCGUAUCAUUCUUUUUCGAAAUUUAUACCAAAGUGAGUGAAAAUUACUAAUUGUUUCAAAAGCUAGAAUUUAGAUGUGAAUGCUUGAGAAAUUGUGCAAUUUUUAAAGUGAAAUAUGGAGGAAGGAGAUGGCUAGCUUACCCUGGGCCCGGAAUGUUCUAAAUGUGGAAAUUAUAAUCAAAUCUUACAUCAGUUUCUGCUUUGUUGAAGACCGAGACUAUGGUCACAUAUGCCAAAAUGCCACUGCAUGCAUCACAACCUUAAUGGAAGUUUUACAGCCAAAUUGGCCGAGUGGUGACAUUUGUUAUUGGGAGGGGGCAGUAGCAUUGUUACGUGCUGUGCGGCGGCCGUGGAGAACCGGAAACCGGGUGAUUUUUUUGACAGCAGUCAGUGGCUGCCUGGUCACAUUUGGAGGUCACGCAGUGGCAGUUGUAUUUGUGACCGUAGCAUGAAUGAGUUAUUGUUGUCAGAACAUUUUAAAUUAAAAAAGAGAUACACACACACACACAAAAUUCAUAUAUGUAUGUUCACUUCUAAACUGUGUUCUUCUAUGCUUUAAACUGGCAGAUGAAACAGUCAAUGCUAAAAUCUUAACUCCUGGCAAGAAUGCAGAUGAGCACAUUUUCCAUUGUACCGAGCCGUCACGAUCACCUCAAAACCCAAUUUCUCUGAAGCAAACUGCCAUCAAUUCAGGAAUCAGUUCUCCCUGUGUUGCAUCAUGCUCCACAUUCAUUGAUUAUAUUGGAGGAAUUCCCUGUUCAAUCUAUACAAUUGACUGUGACCAAACAACACAGUGAGAACGGUUCAAAUGCAGGAUUGUACUGCAUUAAAAAAAAAAAAAAAC